Molecule: messenger RNA, 2412 nt
Organism: Thamnophis sirtalis
Lineage: Eukaryota; Metazoa; Chordata; Lepidosauria; Squamata; Natricidae
Source: RefSeq, a predicted model, not a curated record
GUGCUCCGCCAGUGCCGUCCAGCCACCUCUGCCCCUGCCGUUACCGCCCAGCCAUGGUGCUAAUUUGGGGCAGUACAGCAAAGGCUACUAUGCCCCCGGAAAAGGAAUUUCUCGGCGAAGCGCAACCCCCAACUCAAGAGGCCUGGCCCCCCCAUGGAGCCCCCCGUGGUCCAGCCCAUCCCGCCGGUCCAGCAUCCAGCCCACCUGGGCCACGGCGAAGAGAUGCCGGCGCCCAUGAAGAGACGGCGCAGCACCAGUCCCGAUCAGAAUUGUGGUAAUGGGGGAGGCCAGCAUCUCUCCGGUUCCGGAGCCCCCGGCAACCCCCACUAUCAGCUGGCCAAGCCUGGAUUAUGGAGCCCCCUCCAUGGAGACCAUUGGGCCCAGGAGCGCAAGAACUUGGCCGUCCCAGAGAGACAAGUAAGGCUGUGGCCCCACUUUAAGGCCCCCCACCCGCCCCCGAAGGAGGGAAGGGAGGCUUCUUCUAAUCAUUACCAAACGCCGGCUAUGGAGUCGUCCAGCCCCACGGCGGAGAACGGUGGACGCAAACCGCCCCCACCCUCCCGCCCCGCCCCUUGCCUCGCCCCCCGCAACCUGCCCUGCGCGCGCAUGCAGCCCCCGCCUCCCAACCUCGCUGGGCCACCGCCAGCCGCCGCCCCACCCCCUCCCUUGGCUCCCCAGUGCCCCCCAGCCCCUCCCCCUCCCCCUCCGUUGCCCUGGCUGAACAAAGCGGGGGAGGGCAAGGCCGAGGACGAAGACCCCCUGGGGGACAUCCUCUUCGGGUGCGGUGGGGAGCCCUGCGGGGCCGACCCCCCGUCCUUGGCCCAUUGCGACUCGGGGUGCGGCUUCCAGGAUUCGGGGCCCAGCAGUCAGCAAGGGAGCUUCUCCCGCCCCCAUGAAGGGACUGGGGACACUCCCGGGCCGGCCAGCCCCGAGCCUUCGCCAGCCCCCCAAUUUUGGCUUUCCGAGAGCAGCCGGGAAGAGAACGGAUCCGGGGGUGCCAGGCCCCGGAAUCCGAGCCCCUCAAUUACCUCAGGAACCUUCAGGUCCCCAGAAAGCCCCCCGCCGUUGCCGGUGCCGCCACCGCCACCGCCCCCGCUGCCUCCACCGUCCCGGGCCUCGUAUCCAAAGACGCCGGAGCCACCAGGGGUGCCCGCCGCCAUGGAGGCAUCCUCCGACCGCCUCUUCGGCUUUGCCAGCCCUCCGUUAGAAGAUCAGUUUGAGGAACCCCCUGAGUUCUCCAAGAUUUUGCCGGACGGGCUGGCCAACAUCAUGAAAAUGCUGGACGAAUCCAUCCGGCGCGGGGAAGAAGAGCGGGAGGAGAGCUUUCCGCCGCCGCCACCCCCUGCCGCCCUGCUCCCUAGCCCCCCACCCCUGGCAAGGCCCAAGCUGCCCUCGGCCUCCGCUGGUUCCUUCGAUUACCCCAAACCACCUGGGCAGGACCCCCCUGAGCCCCCUUGCCUCUAUCGCUUCGGCAAGCGGGACACAGAAGAGCAGCGUCCCCCGGCACUGGCCGCCGCGGGCUCCGGCGGGGCGAAGUUUGCCCCCCACAACACCCCGUCCCUUCUCAAGUCUUUGGCCAAUGUGCUGGAAGGGCAGAAACACUCCUAUCGGCUCAAACCGAUAACUCCCCCAGGUGCUAAGAUCUCCCCCCCAGCCGGUGCGAGCCAGAGCCCCCUACCCCAAUUCACUACCUCAGGCCAAGCGUGGGCUGGGGCCCCUGGCGGUGCCACGGAGGAACGCACCUCCACGCCGCCACCCUUGCCCACCCCUCGGCCCGUGAAGACCGAGUCGGAGGUGUUGGAGGAGAUCAGCCGCGCCUGCGAGACCCUGGUGGGACGAGCGGGACGGGAGAAGAGCCCCCCGCCUCCUGCUAGUCCCCCACCCGCCCCGGCCUCCCCUCCGCCCGCUCCUCUCCCGGCCACUGUGCCUCCAGCGCCCCCGCCACCGACCCCUCCGCGCCCCAAGGAUGAAUCCCGUAAGCCACACAUGGAACACCGCCGGCACCGUCGGUCCAAUCGCGACGGCUCGCGGAGACACCGGGAUGGUAAAGCUCGCAAGGGGAAGAACCGGCAGAUCCUGGGCAGUUUGGACGUGCAGAGCUCCGAGGGCCAAGCCCGGGAGAACGGGGCCAAGCCCCCGCCGCCACCCCCACCGCCUCCACCCGAGCGGAGGUCUCCGGUCAAGAAGGAAGAAGGCCCGGUGGGCUCAAUGUCCACCAUGGUGUGCUCGGCUGACCUGCUGAAGCUGCGCUCCUUCACGGAGGGUCCCCCUAAGGAGCUGAAGAUCCGGCUGAUCAAGGUGGAGAGCGGGGACAAGGAGACCUUCAUCGCCUCCGAAGUCGAGGAGCGACGCAUCCCCCUGAGCGAGGUCACCAUCAACCACUCGGCCGCGGAGGUCGUGAGGGCCAGCAAG